AUGGUCUGCAGACUGUACUGCGGGUUCUCGAGGAGGUGGACCCUUACAUUCACCGUCCGGAGCCUGCGGCCGCCGGGAAAGCCAAACCCCCAUGUCCGGAGAGUAACCGGAAGUGCCCUCCCAGGCGGAGGGGUAGCGCCGGCUGCAGCCGGGGAGAGGCGCCCCUCCCGCCGGGCCACAAAGGGAGCCCUCAGCCAGGAGCGCCGGGCGCACAGGAGAGCCGGCGGUACGUGCAGGCGGCCGGCGCGGUCGAGGGCACCCACCCGGGUUUGGGCUGCGGUCGAACGCGCUGACUCACGCUCUCGCUACGUGAGCUGCGAGCCGGCCCGGGCCCGGCAGGGCGCCAAGCUGGGGCCGCCGCCCGCCCGCGCGGUUAUUUAUUUAUUCGGGGGCAGCUGCGCGCGCAGGCGCUGUGCGCCGCGCCGUCCCGGCCGCCGCCUGCCUUCGGAGGACUUCAUCCCCCUCCGGCCCGCUUGCUGCGGAGAUUGA
Molecule: messenger RNA, 489 nt
Organism: Rangifer tarandus platyrhynchus (Svalbard reindeer)
Lineage: Eukaryota; Metazoa; Chordata; Mammalia; Artiodactyla; Cervidae
Source: the annotation of a GenBank genome assembly